Messenger RNA from Nipponia nippon (crested ibis), 3453 nucleotides. The record is from RefSeq and is a predicted model, not a curated record. NCBI's taxonomy places the organism in Eukaryota, Metazoa, Chordata, Aves, Pelecaniformes, Threskiornithidae.
AUGCCAGCAACCAACCAGGGCUGGCCUGAGGCCUUCGGGUUCAAGAUAAGCGGGACUGGUCCAUGCUACAUCCUCUGGGUGCAGGAGGGCAGCAGUGCAGCAGCAGCGGGGCUGCGGCCGGGCGAUGAGGUGCUGGAGAUUGAGGGGCAGCCCGUCUCCUCCCUGGGCUGUGAGGCGCUGCUCGGGCUGGCCAGGCGCUGCAGCAACGUGCCCCCCAGCAUCGGGGUGGUCUCCCGCCUGCAGCACGCCGACAUUCCCCCUGGUCCCCAGGGAUGCUUUGGCUUCGAGCUGGCGAGCAGCAGCCCCCCACAAGCGGCAGCCGCCCUGGUGAGGUCCUGCCACGGGCGGUCCCUGCGGCUGGGGCUGCUGCGGCCACAGCGUGGGGCUGGCAUGCGGGACCUCGUCCCCAGUGCUGACACCGUGCGCCAAGAGAGGAAGCAGAAAGCGCAGGAAUUCAGCAGAAAGGUGGAUGACAUCCUCGGUGACCAGCCGGAGGUCAAGGAGAAGGUGUUCACCGUCCUGAAGCAGUACGCCGCAGAGCGGAAGGUGGAGUACUUGGCAUAUGCCCUCUGCAUGGUUCUCACCCAGGAGUCUCACCAGCAUCUGAUUGACAACAUCAGGAUUUUCAUCCCCAAGAAGCACCGGCAGCGGUUUGACGAGGUGGUGUCGCAGAGCCUGAUCAGCAAGCUCUGCCGCUCCAAGAGUGAGCAGCACAGCAAUCGGCUGCGGCGCAGCCGGAGCGAGGACCACCAGGAGCGGCUCCUUGUCUCCACCCGUGCCAGCUCCGUGCCCCGCAGCCAUGAGGAGGCCAGCAAAAGCCUGCGGAAAACCACUUCGCUCAUCAGCAGCAAUGUGGCCUCGGGGGCUGCCCGCAGAACUGUGCGAGUUUAUAAAGGCAACAGAAGCUUUGGCUUCACGCUACGCGGCCAUGCCCCAGUAUGGAUUGAGUCUGUUCUACCAGGGAGCCCAGCUGAGAAGGCUGCUCUCAAAGCUGGAGACCGGAUCCUGUUCCUCAAUGGUCUGGACAUGAGGAACUGCUCCCAUGACAAGGUGGUGUCGAUGCUUCAGGGCAGCGGGGCGAUGCCCACCUUGGUGGUGGAAGAGGGGAUCGUCAACUUCUCCAACGACUCUGACUCUGCUGAGUCCCCGAGCACCUCCUCCGCCCUCACCUCCCUGCAGUGGGUUGCAGAGAUACUCCCCUCUAGCAUCAAGAUUCAAGGAAGGACCUUCAACCAGCAGCUGGAGCACCUGCUGACUCCACCUGAGCGCUAUACCAUCUGCAAAGCACUGGAAGGCUUCUUCCAACAUCGGAAUAUUGACACUCUCAUUGUGGAUGUGUACCCGGUGCUGGACACACCGGCCAAGCAAGUCAUUUGGCAGUUUAUCUACCAGCUGCUGACGUAUGAAGAGCAGGAGCACUGCCAGCAAAAGAUUGCCAGGUUUCUUGGUUACAAGUCCUUGGCAGCUGAGCCAGAAGCAGAGGAUCGCUACCGCAGCUCCAUUCGAGGGGCCUCCUUGUGCCGGGGAAGCCUCCGAACCCCCCGCCCCGAGGAAGGGGGGGCAGCAGGCCAGAGCGACACCGUGGAGGUCCCGGUUCGCCUGAUCCCUGGAGAGAGACAGGCUGGUGACGGCACAUCCCUCCCGGAGACGCCCAACCCCAAAAUGAUGUCGGCUGUCUAUGCAGAACUAGAAAACCGCCUGAUCGGCAGCUUUGCUGGCAAGAUGGGCAACGCUGCCCUGCACAGAGCAUCGCCUCCUGCCCCAGAGCUGGCACACGCUGCAGGUGCUCGCAAGCCGGGGAUGACGAUCUCAUGGCCCAGCGACCCCCUGGCCUCCCAGCAGUGUUACUACCGCUUGCACAGCAGUGUGGCUUCCCCGACAAGCACCGAGUCCAACCCCUAUGUCAGCCUCGACAGCAGCCCAGCCCCAUCCCCCAAGCACCGGCACUACUCGCUCAGCCCUCUGUCGCGACGGAAGAAGCUCUUCACCUUCUCCAGGCCCCCACGCAGCCGUGACACUGACCGAUUCCUGGAUGCCCUCAGUGAGCAGCUGGGACACCGGGUCACCAUCGUAGAUGAUUUCCUCACCCCUGAGAAUGACUAUGAGGAGAUGAGUUUCCACGAUGACCAGGGCAGCUACGUCACCAAUGACGCCAGCAGCAGCGAGUACAUCAGCAGCAGUGACGAGGGCAGCUCCCUGACCUACUCCACGCUCUCAGACCACAUCCCCCCUCCACCGCUCACCUGCGCGCCCCCCCUGCACCGGGGGCUGCUGCACCGCAGGAGUGAGUCCAACCACAUGAGUGUCAAGAGGCUGCGAUGGGAGCAGGUGGAGAACUCCGAAGGGACCAUCUGGGGGCAGCUCGGGGAAGACUCGGAUUACGACAAGCUGAGUGAUAUGGUCAAAUACCUCGACCUGGAGCUGCACUUUGGGACGCAGAAGCCUACAAAGCCAACUCUCAUGCCUGAAAACUUUAAAAAGAAAGACGUGGUUGAAAUUUUGUCCCACAAAAAGGCCUACAACACAUCCAUCCUGAUAGCCCACCUCAAGCUCUCGCACAUCGAGCUGCGCCAGAUCCUCAUGACAAUGGAGACGGACCGCCUGGAGCCUUCCCACAUCAAGCAGCUCUUGCUGUAUGCCCCAGAUGGGGAGGAAGUCCAGCGUUUCCAGAGCUACAAGGAGAACCCCGGCAAGCUGAGUGAGCCCGACCAGUUUGUGCUGCAGAUGUUGUCAGUACCAGAAUACAAGAUCCGUCUGCGCAGCCUACAUUUUAAGACCACCCUGCAGGAGAAGACAGAGGAGAUCAAAGCUAGCUACGAGUGCAUCUGCAAGGCCUCUCUAGAGCUGAAAAGCAGCAAGAAGCUGGCUAAGAUCUUGGAGUUUGUGCUGGCGAUGGGAAAUUAUCUGAACAAUGGGCAGCCCAAGACCAGCAAAACAACAGGCUUUAAAAUCAACUUUCUCACCGAGCUGAACACAACCAAGACUGUUGAUGGGAAAUCCACUUUCCUGCACAUUCUUGCCAAAUCACUUAGCCAACAUUUCCCAGAGCUCCUGGGCUUUGCCAAGGAUCUUCCUACAGUGCCGCUCGCUGCCAAAGUGAAUCAGAGAACACUAACGGCUGACCUAAAGGACCUGCACACCACCAUCAGUGACAUACAGAUGGCCUGUCACAACAUGCCAGCUACCGCAGAGGACAGAUUUGCAAUUGUGAUGACUUCCUUCCUGGAGAGCGCCCAGCCUGCCAUCCGAUCCCUGGACGACCUGCAGCACAAGGCCAUGGAAGAAUUCAGCAAGGUGUUGUCCUUCUUUGGGGAAGACUCAAAAAUGACAACUUCUGAAGCUUUCUUUGGCAUUUUUGCAGAAUUUAUGAGCAAGUUUGAGCGAGCACUCAGUGAUGUGCAGGUCGGCGAGAGCCAGCGCAGCCCCAGGAUGACCUCCCCCCUUGCCUGGUGA